This is a messenger RNA of Manis javanica (Malayan pangolin), 1017 nucleotides long. The record is from RefSeq and is a predicted model, not a curated record. NCBI's taxonomy places the organism in Eukaryota, Metazoa, Chordata, Mammalia, Pholidota, Manidae.
CCGCGGGAAGGCUGGCCCUCGCACAGCGUGCGCAGCGUGCGGAGCGUUUCGUCCUCGCAGUCUGCCUCUCUCGGGUCUUCACGCCUUCGAGUGAGGACGUGCGGCCCCGCCGGAGCCAGAGGACUGCGGAGACAGGAGGGCGCGGCGGCCGUGGGGCGGGGAGUGUCGGGCCCUGGGGACCGACCGGCGUUGGGUGUCUGCGCCCCCCCACCCUCACCUGGCGAGUCCGCGCCUUUGUCGGCCGGCCGUGGCCGCCGUCUUCCAACAGGCGGCCGAGUCCUAGCAGGCCUUUCUUUUAGUCAAGAUGAGUGAUAAGCCAGACCUGUUCAAAGUGCAAAAGUUUGACAGGUCGAAACUGAAGAAAACUAAUACUAAAGAAAAAAAUACUCUUCCCUCAAAGGAAACACUUUGGCUCUGUGAUCUCAUCCCUAAAGAGCUGUACAACUCUGCAGUUGUGGCCGUCUCCCCACCUGACAACAAGAUGAGGUGGGAGAAUCAGCUUAGAUCUUGGGUAUACUCAAGUCUCCCAGGGAUCGAGGGAUCAUUUUGCCCUCUCAACUUACAGCCUGCUGGAGAAACUUCAAGCUAAGCUAUCCAGCAGGAGAAGGAGUGUGUUCAAACAUCAUAAAAUGGGGAUCUUCUUCCAAGAGCAAAUUUCAACAUUGUGUGUCUUGAUUUGGGGCUUGUUUUUUUGUAGACCUUUGUGUUGUAGAGAUUUUUGGCAUCUUCUGUCUUUUCACCCGCACUCCCUGGCUACGAGAUCAGGGGUAGCCAGUGUUCCUUUACAUUCAUUUUUAAAUUUUCUGUUGGUGUGUAAAUUCCAGCUGGCAGAUGCUUUCAGUAAUCUCACCAUUAAUGACUUUUGUGUGUGAAGUCCUUGCACACACUACAGGGUAAUCCACUUUAAACCUUCUACAAUGGGUGCCUCCAUUGCUCUAUAAUCUUCAUGAAGUGACACAUUUUUGCAGCUUUUCACAGUUUACUUUCAUUUUCUUAUGCAGCAAUAAAAUAAAUAUA